Messenger RNA from Penicillium daleae, 1713 nucleotides. RefSeq names its product C6 transcription factor. Lineage: Eukaryota; Fungi; Ascomycota; Eurotiomycetes; Eurotiales; Aspergillaceae. The record is from RefSeq and is a predicted model, not a curated record. Bases 1 to 1713 code for a protein of 570 amino acids. The transcript has 5 exons. Gene Ontology annotation, molecular function: DNA binding; zinc ion binding; DNA-binding transcription factor activity, RNA polymerase II-specific. Gene Ontology annotation, biological process: regulation of DNA-templated transcription; DNA-templated transcription.
AUGAGUGGCACAGACGCCCCCAAAAGCGCAUGCAACCUAUGCCGGCAUCGAAAGAUUCGCUGCGAUAGGGCCAAGCCUGCCUGUGAAAAUUGUCAGUUGGCUGGCGUGGCUUGCGUCUUUACUCCUUUGCCUCAGCGUAAAAGUCCCCGCGAACAACUGGAAGAAGCCAAGGCUCAGAUUAAACAAUUAAAAGAAACCCUGCGCCUGGAACGGGACGAAUGGCGUCGCUCUCAGUCUUCCACUCCAGCACCGACUAUUACUCUCUUCGAUCCAUGCGGAUUGGACACUACAUUAGCUGCCUUUAGAUGGCAUCUCCAGUUUUGUAUCCCGGGGGUUGAUCCCGACAGGCGACUGGAUUCGCUUUUCAAUUUUGACGCCUUUUCUCAUGCGCUAAAACAGUCGCUCGAUUCAUCACAGACGACCCCGACCAAGGUGGUCACACCGAAAUGGCCUUCUCGUCUGAUGAUGCAGCAGUCACUUAAGUAUUAUGAGACCAACAAGCUUUAUGCAAUCUUUCCCAUGGUGGACACAGUGGCCUUGAAACGCCUUCUGGAUGCCGACGAGUUCGGUCUUCACGAAGGGACGAUCGAUGCUGCUAGUCAUGCAUGUUUAACUGCGCUCACAGCUUUUAUAACUCGACUCCGUCAUCAUGAACCCGCAUUUGCCGAGGCUGAUUCCAGUGCCUAUAUGCAAGCUGUGCUUUCGAUGCUGCCCCAGCUGGUCAUGGAACAUACCAACAUCCGGGUCUUGGAAGCCCUAUUGAUCCUCACAGCCGAUCUAGCUCCGCAGGGCCAACCGCAGACCGCGGAGCUCGUAAUGUCCCUGGCAGUACGAAUCCUCUAUAACCUCAAAGGCAACAUCAACAAACCAUCUUCCCCGGACCCCGAACAAAUCCACCUUCACCACCAUCUCCGCGCUCUAUUCUGGGUCUGUUACUCUAUCGACAAGGAAAUGUCUCUCCGAAGGUGCCAGCCACCAAUCAUCAACGACGCCGACUGCGAUCUGGAUCUACCAGCAACCUACGUCUCCGUGACCUCCGAUCACCAAUUCUUCCACUCCCCGCUGUCCCUACAAGAGCUUCUAUACCCGACAGAUCUCCGUCUGGCCGUGCUCAAGUCGAAAAUCUACCGUCUACUAUAUUCGCCCUCAAGUCUGACACAAUCUGAAGGUGCACGUCUCCAAGUAAUCCGCCAACUAGAUGAGGAACUGAGCGACCUGAAGUCUCAGUUCCCGGCUGUCUGUCAACCCGACAUGUAUGCAAAUGGAGACGUGCCGGACUCGUUGCUCCAUGAUCUCAGUUUACGGGGUGUCAACACGCACUUGGAGUAUUACCAUUGUCUGUCCAAGAUUCAUGGCGCCUGUAUCAGCGGUAGCAGUGGCUCUGUCAUGAGGAAUCUAUCGCCACCAUCCUCCAGUAUGGAGCUUUGCUACCAAGCUUCGCGGUCAACGCUUUUAUACAUCUGUCGGAUUCACCAUCUCAUUAUGAAAGAGACGUUCUGGAUCUAUGCGCAGUUUAUCCUGACUGCAGUCUUUGCAUUAUACCAGCGCAUCAAGAUGACUACCUCUGGGUAUCACGUCCAUGAGGAUCUCCGGCUUUUAGAGAAGGUCCACGAAAUCUUCGUCAAUCUGCGAGUUGCUGAUGGGGAGGGUACGUUUCCACCGUUUGCUGUGACUGAGGCUCUCAUACGAAGUUUGGUCUCCUCGGUGACGUAG